This is a messenger RNA of Diaporthe amygdali, 1392 nucleotides long. RefSeq lists its product as uncharacterized. The record is from RefSeq and is a predicted model, not a curated record. The transcript has 3 exons. Lineage: Eukaryota; Fungi; Ascomycota; Sordariomycetes; Diaporthales; Diaporthaceae. Bases 1 to 1392 code for a protein of 463 amino acids.
AUGACGGACCGCAACACCAACCACUUCCGCGGGCGACACUACGCGGCAGACCACAUCACCGGCCCCGUGCCCUUCUUAAACCCCACCACACGCCUGCUCCCGCUGCACAAGCCCAAAGAACAGGGCAGAGACCAGCAGGCCGCACCUCAUCCGCCAACAGCUGAGGGCGAUGAAGAUGAAGCACCGGAGAAGCAGCCCGCCUCCACCCCAGACCUGACGCCGACCGCCACCCACAGCAGCGGGGUCUACCACAUCUGGCGGUCCCGCGACAACCGCAAAGGCCGGCACGCGCUGGCGCUGACCCGCUCGGCCGAGGCAUCAGCCGCCGUCGCCGUCGGCGCACACCAGCACAAGCCCAGGCGCACCACCACCACGGGGUCCACGCUGCAGGGCAUCGCGCGCAUGUUCCUGCGCUACCCGGUGUGGGACGUGUCUUACGACGUGGCGACCAUCUUCACGCUCGGGUCGGUCGUCUGGGUGCUCAACGGCUUCUUCGUGCUGCUGCCCACGACGAACCCGGGGAGCUCGUGGCCGGGCGAGAGCGCGUGGGGCGGCGGCGUGUCUGCCGUCGUGGGGGCCACGAUCUUCGAGGUCGGCAGCGUGCUGCUGAUGCUGGAGGCUGUGAAUGAGAACCGGUCGGACUGCUUCGGGUGGGCGCUCGAGGAGGCGUUGGGCCACGGUGGUGCUGAGGGGCGGCUGGUGCUGCGCAGGGAGAAGAGCCGGUGUAAUCAUCACCAUCGCGAUAAGCGGGCUUUCUUGACGGGCACAGGUGUCGACGGUAGCGAUGGGAAUAUGGAUGCUGGAGAGCAGGGAGAUGCCAGCUCUGGUCAAGACGAGGGGGGCAGCACGACGGCCGGGAGGCGGUGGACGUGGUGGCCGUCAUGGUACGAGCUGAGGACGCACUACUUCCGCGAGAUUGGCUUCCUCGCAUGUCUGUCACAGAUGAUUGGAGCUACGAUCUUCUGGAUCUCGGGCUUCACGGGAUUGCCUCAGGUUCUGGGCGUUUUGACUGUGCCUGCUGAGAACGGUAUCUUUUGGCUGCCCCAGGUCGUCGGUGGCACAGGCUUCAUAAUAUCCUCCUGGCUCUUUAUGCUCGAGACACAGCCAAACUGGCACACGCCGUCCCUCACAACACUAGGGUGGCACAUCGGAUUCUGGAACCUCGUCGGCGCACUCGGCUUCACGCUCUGCGGCGCGCUAGGCUUUGCGAGCGGCUCGUCACCAGCCUGCGAGACGGCCUCGCUGUGGUCGACCUUCAUCGGGUCGUGGGCCUUUCUGGUUGGGUCCAUCAUACAAUGGUACGAGUCCCUUGAUAAGUACCCCGUGACCGUGAUCGACAAGAAGUUUGUGGGGCCGGGAGCGUCCUCGUCGGGGAUUUUGGAGAAGAUAUAA